Messenger RNA from Haliotis rufescens (red abalone), 1208 nucleotides. Its product is annotated as C-type lectin domain family 18 member B-like. The transcript has 5 exons. NCBI's taxonomy places the organism in Eukaryota, Metazoa, Mollusca, Gastropoda, Lepetellida, Haliotidae. The coding region runs from base 31 to 711 and encodes 226 amino acids. The record is from RefSeq and is a predicted model, not a curated record.
GACUGGUGGUGUUUGCGUGAGACGGCAGCCAUGAUGUUGCUGAAGGCACUGGUCUUCAUUUUGCUGUCACUUACAGUUUCAGGAGAAUAUUUCUACUUCCAAACCCACGUACAUCACAACCGUGCAAAAGCUGUUUGCAAGCAAAACGGUCUUCAGCUGGUGAACGUCAAAACCAAUGAAACCCAAAGGCUGGUCUCUGCUUACAUGGGAGAGAGGAACGUCAACCUCUGGACCGGGCUUCACUAUAACGCUAGUAUGAGCAAGUUCCGGUGGGGAGACGGGGAGAUUCUACCCUCCCCUGGAGUUCUAUCGUGGCAGGGUGGGCAACCAGAUCUAUCACAAGGAAUGAAAUGUGUUACGAUGAACCCCAGCCAUGGAACUUUCAUCUACCAAAUGGCCGAAUGCAUCGUCUACCGCACUUUCGUGUGUGUCGGUGAAGAAACACUGGACUUGCCCAAAGUUUGGCCAUCCAUGGUGAGGUACACAAAACGGAAUUCCACCGAACUGGGAUUCUGUGAAUCAAACCGAGAUGGCUUCCCAGAAUGUGUCUUUGAGAGGCGUGGGGUCAGUGGGCAGGUAUUCUAUUCUAAAAGUGUUGACGCUGUGGAGGACUGUGCUCUGACCUGCACGUACGACGAGCGCUGCUUAUACUUUCUGUACUUCGCCAAGCUUCAGGGUACCUGUAUCAUCCACAAACAAAUUCCUGGCUAAAUGUCAUCUUUAUGUAUGCGUUUUAUUACUCGUCUCUCAACACAAAACUCUAAAUGGGGACAAGGCUAGGGCUGCAACGAUACACCUAGGUCACGAUACGAUACGUAUCUCGAUACUUACGUUACGAUUCGAUACGUAUCUCGAUACGCUACGAUACACAUAGUGACAAGAGAAGAAAAGAGAUAAAUGAAUUAAACUUAGUUUAUUAAAAUGAAAAAUUGAAUGAAAGUGAAUUAAUGUUCAUGAGUCAUAAAAUAUAUACUGUAAUGAGUAUUUUAACUUAAUGAAUCAUCUGCCAUUUCCAUGUAAUGGCUAGCAAACACAAAAGUAACAGUCCUAAAUAUUUGUGAGUUGUGACCAGAUGGUAGAUUCUAGGAGUAAAUACUAAAUGUACCAGUGUCCAGUAACUAAUGAUUUGCCAUUUUCAUGUAUAAAGGCAAAAAAACAAUUAAAAACAAUUGUAGCAACAGCCAUGUUAUACACCAUUUGAAAGGUCU